Molecule: messenger RNA, 1367 nt
Organism: Cyprinus carpio (common carp)
Lineage: Eukaryota; Metazoa; Chordata; Actinopteri; Cypriniformes; Cyprinidae
Product: fibroin heavy chain-like
Exons: 7
Cellular component (GO): extracellular region
Molecular function (GO): peptidase inhibitor activity
Source: RefSeq, a predicted model, not a curated record
ACCUGUUCUCCUUGGAUCUUUAAAACCCCAUUUUACAGAGGCUUGAUAUUGCAGCAACACAUAUUCGUUUUAGUUUUGUAACUUUGCUGUUUGCGUCUCCUGACAAACCAAUUCAGCGCAUUUUCCAGCAGAGAUCACAGGCCGGGAGGAUGACAGCUCGAGUAUAUUUCUUGUUGAUUGCUGUUUUAUCGUGUUUGUUUGGAUACUUGAGCAUAACUCAUGCUGUUCAAAGACGAACCACAGUGGAUGGUUUAUGUCCGACAAGGCUGACGGUUGUGCCGUUCCAUCGAGGAUGUUCUUCUGAUGAAGACUGCCCUGGAGGACACAAAUGCUGUCAAUUUGACUGUGGGCCUGUUUGUGUGCUGCCUGUUUUCGUGAAGCCAGGUCAAUGUCCCAUACCAGAGAUGAUUCCGCUGUGUGCUGAAAGCUGUUUCAAUGAUGGCCAGUGUCCUGCCGGACAGAAAUGUUGCCCAACCACUGGUGGCUUUGCAUGCAGUGAACCACGUGGUCAGGGAAGCGGUCAGGCAAGUUGCCAGGGAAGAGGUAUUGGCCAGGGAAGUGGUUAUGGCCAGGGAAGCGGCGCUGGAAUGGGAAGCGGACAGGGCCAGGGAAGCGGUGCUGGAAUGGGAAGCGGACAGGGCCAGGGCCAGGGAAGCGGCGCUGGAAUGGGAAGCGGACAGGGCCAGGGCCAGGGAAGCGGCGCUGGAAUGGGAAGCGGACGGAAGGGCGGAAGUGGCGCUGGAAUGGGAAGUGGACAGGGCCAGGGAAGCGGACAGGGCCAGGGAAGUGGACAGGGAAGCGGCGCUGGAAUGGGAAGCGGACAGGGCCAGGGAAGCGGACGUGGACAGGGCCAGGGAAGUGGACAGGGAAGCGGUGCUGGAAUGGGAAGUGGACAGGGAAGCGGUGCUGGAAUGGGAAGUGGACAGGGAGCUGGAAAGGGACAGGGCCAGGGAAGCGGAGCUGGAAUGGGACAGGGACAGGGAAGGGGAGCUGGAAAGGGACAGGGCCAGGGAAGCGGAGCUGGAAUGGGACAGGGACAGGGAAGGGGAGCUGGAAUGGGACAGGGCCAGGGAAGGGGAGCUGGAAUGGGACAGGGCCAGGGAAGCGGCGCUGGAAUGGGCCAGGGAAAUGGGAGCGGCGCGGGAAUGGGAAGCGGAGCUGGAAUGGGACAGGGCCAGGGAAGUGGCGCUGGAAUGGGAAUGGGCCAGGGAAGCGGAGCUGGAAUGGGAAUGGGCCAGGGAAGCGGAGCUGGAAUGGGAAUGGGCCAGGGAAGCGGAGCUGGAAUGGGAAUGGGACAGGGCCAGGGAAGCGGCGCUGGAAUGGGAAUGGGACAGGGCCAGGGAAGCGGAGCUGGAAUGGGAAUGGGA